Diabrotica balteata is the source of this 888-nucleotide messenger RNA. NCBI's taxonomy places the organism in Eukaryota, Metazoa, Arthropoda, Insecta, Coleoptera, Chrysomelidae. The record is from the annotation of a GenBank genome assembly.
CUUGGAGAUGUGUGUAUUAUGGCCCCCUAGGUAAUAUUUUCAAUAGGUUUCAAUAUUUGUGGUUUUUUUAUUUUUCAGAUGCCUAGAAUCAGCUUAACACCUAAACCAGCCAGAAACAGGCAAAUUUGGGACAAGGACAAAAUGAAAGAAGCAGUAACAGCUGUCACUGAAAAGAAAAUGGGUGUCAAAAAGGCUUCUAAACAUUUUGAUGUGCCUAAGACCACUUUAAGAAGAUAUGUUAAAGAGGCAAGUACAUCUGAAGCCACUGAAGUUCACACAAAAAAGCUAGGUAGGAAACCAGCUAUACCUGAAGAACUGGAAAAUGAACUAGUGGAGUACCUGAAGUAUAUGGAGGCAAAAUUUUACGGGUUCACUCGCUUGGAUGUUCGUCGAAUGGCUUACCAACUAGCAAUUAGAAAUGGGAUUCAAACCAACUUUAGAAACGAAAUUGCUGGCAGGGCUUGGUUGGACCAUUUCCUUAGACAACACAAAGACAAGUUGUCAAUCCGAAAGCCAACUGGAACAUCAUAUGCUCGUGCAAAAGGUUUUACUCGUGAAAGAGUUAAUGCCUUUUAUGACUUGCUGGAGUCCGAAUAUUCAAAACACAAAUACCCAGGUGACCGUAUUUGGAAUGUGGAUGAAACGGGCCUGAGUGUAGUUCAGACAAAAAUACCACAAGGUAUUGCCAGUAAAGGUAAACGCCAAAUAUGUUCUCUAACUGCGGCAGAACGUGGAUCUUUGGUCACAGUCAUAUGUUCAAUGAGUGCAGGAGGAUCUUAUGUCCCUCCGAUGUUGAUUUUCCCAAGGAUAAACAUGUCUGAUCUUCUUAUGAAAGGAGCUCCUCCUGGGUCAAUUGGAAGAGCUCACCCGUCUGGGUGGGUUCAAUCA